Molecule: messenger RNA, 1159 nt
Organism: Zootermopsis nevadensis
Lineage: Eukaryota; Metazoa; Arthropoda; Insecta; Blattodea; Termopsidae
Source: RefSeq, a predicted model, not a curated record
CUAUCGCAUGUGUUAUUUUUUUCAGACUUGAAUGAGUUUGUGGAUAAAGAAUUAUUUAAUAUAUACAAAUCUCUGCAGGAGUAUCUUCAAAGUAUUGAAAAUUCUUACGAGAAUUUGCAGAAAGAUUACAGAUUAAAGAAAUUCAGAUUUGAAUACCAGAAAGCUGUGAACAUCCCAGUAAACGCUGUUUCUCACAUAAGUGCAAAACAUCUUCAGGAUAAGCUGCUGAAACUCUCAAGACUUAUUUCUGGUCAGCCUGUGGAAGUUGUGCACAGCCAGAUUAUAGCUUCUUCACAUCCAGAAGGCAUCAUAUUCUGUAAAAAUCUGCUGGCAAAGAAGUUUGUAAUGCAGGGUAAAUACACCGUGUCCAGUAAACCUGAAGCAGCAUUUGCAAUAGCUGCAGUCAUUGAGGCUCUAUGGGCAGAUUUUCCAGACUUUGGAGAACUUAUUUUAGGGCACUUUUAUAGAGAAUGUCCUUACCUUGUUCCCAUAUUCAUGCCACAGGUGGAAGGUCAGUCCAAUGAGGACUAUUACAGGUUACUAGGUUAUCAUUACAAUGAAAAUGGUGAGUUGGAGGAACAAGACAAAUUUCUAAAGCGUAUGUCUGGAAUAAUGCGAUUGUAUACUGCAGUGCUAGUAACGCGACCAUGUAGAUACCAGCAGAACAAGAGUCAUCCCCAUGGACUUAAACAUGCUUGGCACUGGAUCGCACAUAUGCUCAACAUGGAUCCAAGACCUGACAUCUCUGCAACUUUGCUGUAUGAUUUUCUGGAAGUAGCAGGCAAUGCCAUGUACUAUUAUUAUGGACGGCAGUUUCAGAAACUUCUGGAUCUUAUUUGCAAAGAAUAUUUCCCAAGAAUUGAAAAGGUGACUCCAUCAGUUUCAAGUGGACCCGUGUGUCGACUUCAAGCCCUUUUGCAGAAGAUUUUAAAGCAAGGACAUAUUCCUCCUCCGGCUGGUUUAUUGCCAUCUAAUUUCUGGUGAUGUGUCACAUCAAGCAAUAUUUAUUUUUGUUAGUACUGACAUUGUGACAUAUUGACCAGUACAGAGUUAAUUUCUUGUACAGUGGUAAUAUGAUUUUUAAACAGACAUGUAACCCGGAUGAUAUAUUGAACACCUGUGGAUGUGCUUGAGAAUCUUGUGUUUAAGAAAUUAUGAA